Molecule: messenger RNA, 1684 nt
Organism: Girardinichthys multiradiatus
Lineage: Eukaryota; Metazoa; Chordata; Actinopteri; Cyprinodontiformes; Goodeidae
Gene: hspa14
Product: heat shock protein 14
Exons: 14
Coding region: 61-1593 (510 amino acids)
Biological process (GO): protein refolding; cellular response to unfolded protein
Cellular component (GO): ribosome; cytoplasm
Molecular function (GO): ATP hydrolysis activity; misfolded protein binding; ATP-dependent protein folding chaperone
Source: RefSeq, a predicted model, not a curated record
GGAGGCGGUAGUACAAAUCAAACCACCGGUAAACGGCUAAAGAAGAAGAACGGGAAGUCCAUGUUUUCCAGCAUGUCUGCGAUUGGGAUUCAUUUUGGUUAUACGUGUGCUUGUGUGGCGGUGUUUAAGGAUGGGCGGGCUGAUGUGGUGGCUAAUGAUGCAGGAGACAGAGUCACUCCAGCUGUGGUGGGCUACAGAGAUACUGAGCAGAUUGUGGGGAUAGCAGCAAAACAAGGUCAGGUCCGAAAUGCGCCCAACACAGUUGUUAAAGUGAAGCAGGUCCUGGGGAGAAGAUUCGAUGAUCCUGUGACACAAACACACAAAGCAGAGACCAAAUGCCAGGUCAUCAACAGAGAACAGAUGCCUUAUUAUCAGAUUACCUGUGGAGAGCAUUCAGAGUUUGUGGCACCAGAAGAUGUUGCAAAACUCAUCUUCAAGAAGAUGAAAGAAACGGCUCAGUCGGCUCUUGGCUCGGAUGUUACUGACACAGUUAUUACAGUUCCCUUUGAGUUUGCACAUGCUCAGAAGAAGGCUUUGAGAGAGGCAGCUGAAGCUGCAGGUUUUCAUGUGUUGAGGAUGAUCCAUGAACCUGCUGCUGCUCUGCUGGCCUAUAACGUUGUGCAGGACUACUCCUCUGGGAACAGUCAUGUCCUGGUGUAUAAGCUUGGAGGAACAUCCCUGAGCGUGACAGUGCUGCAGAUAAAUGGAGGAAUGACCCGGGUUGUCAGCACCCUCACUGACCACAGUAUCGGAGGAGAGAGCUUCACCCAGGCCUUGGCCCAACACCUCGCCUCUGAGUUCAAACGAACCUUUAAACACGAUGUGAGCAGUAAUCCGCGGGCCUUGCUGAAGCUGAUGAACAGUGCAGACAUGGCCAAGCACUCUCUGUCCUCCUUGGGAUCAGCCAACUGUUUUGUUGAUUCCCUGCAUGAUGGUCUUGACUUUGAGUGCACCGUUUCUAGAGCACGGUGUGAGCUGCUCUGCUCCACACUUUUCAACAAAAGCAUCCAGCCAAUCAGGUCCCUGCUGGAUGAGGCAGGACUCUCUGCCAGAGAUAUUAACAAGGUGGUUCUCUGUGGUGGAUCAUCCAGGAUCCCUCGCCUCCAACAAAUGAUCCGUGAGAUGUUUCCAGAUGUGGAGCUGCUCAAUUCGUCUCCUCCUGAUGAAGUCAUUGCUGUAGGAGCAGCCAUAGAAGCUGGGCUCCUGGUUGGCAGGGAUGGCCUUGCCCCUGAGGAAGAGUCUGUUGCAGUGGAUGUUUCUGCUGCUGACAUUCUCUUGAAGGAGGUGGAUGAAUUGGGAGCUGAGACAUUUAACGUUCUCCUUCCUUUGGGAACUCCCCUUCCUGCCCGCAGACAUCACACCUUCUCUGCUGAGGGAAAACUGUCCUCCCUUUGUUUGGAGAUUUAUCAGAGACUUGUCACGGAGCAGCCGGAAAAACUAUCUAAGAUUAUUUUAAGAGACCUGCAGCCCGGUGAAAAGAACCACAGCAUUGAUGCUGUAGUCACCAUGAAAAGGGAUGGUUCUGUUCAUGUGUCAUGUACAGCACAGAACAAUGGAAAAUCAGAGGCUGUCACAAUACCAGCAGCAUCAUAAACGCAAGGAAAGACAUUUCAUCACAUUAUAUGCAGUUCUGCAUCUCUCACUUUGUUUUUGUACAACUCAAUAAACAGUGAAAUAAACUAUA